Hibiscus syriacus is the source of this 502-nucleotide messenger RNA. RefSeq lists its product as uncharacterized. The transcript has 3 exons. The record is from RefSeq and is a predicted model, not a curated record. Gene Ontology annotation, cellular component: nucleus. Bases 142 to 471 code for a protein of 109 amino acids. Lineage: Eukaryota; Viridiplantae; Streptophyta; Magnoliopsida; Malvales; Malvaceae.
GAUUGACAAUGUCUGUGAUGAAGACUGGCCGAAUUUCCUCCCACUGUGCCUGCUGAUUUAGUUGAUAAAUUCCGGGCGAGAUCCAACCCACUCUUUCAACUUAUAACUCUUCCAGUAAUUUCAUAUUCGGCCAUUGAAUUUAUGAGAAGCCCUCAGCUCGAAGAAUUUCUAAGAACCCCUAACGGUGGAUUUUCUGAAAGAGAAUGUGAGUUUUCUCGACUAGAAAGUGUAGAAGAUGGAUCUGAUGUGGAUUCUGCUAACUUGUAUUAUCAGGCUCAAAAGCUUAUAAGUCUCUGUGGCUGGGAACCACGUUUACUACCUUAUGUAGUUGAUUGCAAGGAUGGACAGAAUCAGUUUGCCAAAGAUGCUGAAAUUUUAAGUUUACCUCAGGGAGCUGAUUAUGGACUAAACUUGUGUCUCAACUUUCAUGCAGCUGAUGAAAAUGAAAAUUUGGAGGCAAAUAAAGACUGAGAAUUCUUUUAGAUUGCAGUAUGAUCCCAAA